Messenger RNA from Myotis lucifugus (little brown bat), 2498 nucleotides. RefSeq names its product kelch like family member 4 (gene KLHL4). The record is from RefSeq and is a predicted model, not a curated record. Gene Ontology annotation, molecular function: protein binding. NCBI's taxonomy places the organism in Eukaryota, Metazoa, Chordata, Mammalia, Chiroptera, Vespertilionidae. The transcript has 11 exons. The coding region runs from base 189 to 2345 and encodes 718 amino acids.
GCUAGAAAGCUAGAAGUAUUCUCUGUGUAGCACAGGCAGCAGGCAGCGGGGGAGGGGGGGAAACAAGAAAAGGCUGCUCUAGGCACUUGUGCUUUUGUUAGUUCAACAGAAGAGGCAGAGAAACCAGAGAUAACAAAGGCUCCGUUUCCUUUCUGUGAGAGAAGGCUUUUGUCUUUCCUCCUGCAACAAUGUCAAUGUCUGGCAAGAAAGAGUUUGAUGUGAAACAGAUCCUACGGCUACGCUGGAGGUGGUUUAGUCAUCCUUCUCAAGGUUCUUCCAACCCUGGAAACUGCCUUCAGCAGGAAGGAUAUGAGCAUAGAGGGACCCAGGUUCAGGGCAGGUUGAAGAACCACUCUCGGGACAGAAACGGACUGAAGAAGAGCAAUAGUCCUGUCCACCACAACAUAUUGCCACCAGUGCCAGGACUGGCCCCUGCCCAUCAAAGAGUGCUUCAGAAUUGGCACCCACAGAACCUGAUAGAACAUCUUCGAGCAAAUGAAGAUACUCCUAAAGCAGUUCCAGAGGAGAAUUUGUUCAAAAGAGCUUGUGAGAAACACUCACAAGAUUUGGAGAUGAUGGCUGAUGAAAGUACAGGCGAGUCUGCUGCCAGAUUACAUCCACAACAUCCUGAAGAAAUGAAUCUCAGCAUACCAGAGGAGGAGUUCCAUGCUGUAAACCAUGCAGAGAAAACGCUCCAUAAAAUGCAGAACUACCUGAAAGAGAAACAACUCUGUGAUGUGUUCCUCAUUGUUGGACACCUCCGAAUCCCAGCUCAUCGGUUGGUUCUCAGUGCCAUGUCUGAUUAUUUUGCUGCAAUGUUUACUAAUGAUUUGCUUGAAGCCAAACAAGAAGAGGUCAAGAUGGAAGGAGUUGAUCCUAAUGCACUUAAUUCCUUGGUGCAGUAUGCUUACACAGGUGUCCUGCAACUGAAAGAAGAUACUAUCGAAAGUUUGCUAGCUGCAGCUUGUCUCCUGCAACUGACUCAAGUUAUUGACGUCUGCUCCAAUUUUCUCAUAAAGCAGCUCCAUCCUUCAAACUGCUUAGGAAUUCGAUCAUUUGGAGACGCCCAGGGUUGUACAGAGCUCCUGAGUGUGGCACAUAAAUACACAAUGGAACACUUCAUCGAUGUAAUAAAGAACCAAGAAUUCCUCCUGCUUCCAGCUAAUGAAAUCUCCAAACUUCUGUGCAGUGACGAUAUUAACGUGCCUGAUGAAGAAACCAUUUUCCAUGCUCUGAUGGACUGGGUGGGGCAUGAUGUGCAGGCUAGGCAACAAGAACUAUCCAAGUUGCUUACUUACAUCAGACUGCCAUUACUUCCACCACAGUUACUGGCAGAUCUUGAAAAUAGUUCCAUACUUACUGGUGAUCUUGAAUGUCAGAAACUUCUGAUAGAAGCUAUGAAGUAUCAUCUCUUACCUGAAAGAAGACCUAUGAUGCAAAGCCCUCGGACAAAGCCUAGAAAAUCAACUGUGGGGGCACUUUAUGCUGUGGGAGGCAUGGAUGCUAUGAAAGGUACCACUACAAUAGAAAAAUAUGACCUCAGGACCAAUACCUGGUUACAUAUUGGCACCAUGAAUGGCCGUAGGCUUCAGUUUGGAGUUUCAGUUAUUGAUAAUAAGCUCUAUAUUGUGGGAGGAAGAGAUGGUUUAAAGACUUUGAAUACUGUGGAAUGUUUUAAUCCAGUUGGCAAAAUCUGGAGUGUGAUGCCUCCCAUGUCAACACAUAGGCACGGCUUAGGUGUAGCCACACUUGAAGGACCAAUGUAUGCUGUUGGUGGUCAUGAUGGAUGGAGUUAUCUAAAUACUGUAGAAAGAUGGGACCCUGAGGGACGUCAGUGGAAUUAUGUGGCUAGUAUGUCAAUUCCUAGAAGCACAGUUGCUGUUGCUGCAUUAAACAACAAGCUGUAUGCUAUUGGUGGACGUGAUGGAAGUUCCUGCCUGAAAUCAGUGGAAUACUUUGAUCCACACACUAACAAAUGGAGUCCAUGUGCUCCAAUGUCCAAAAGACGUGGAGGUGUGGGAGUUACAACAUACAAUGGAUUCUUAUAUGCUGUUGGGGGUCAUGAUGCCCCUGCUUCUAACCAUUGCUCCAGGCUUUCUGACUGUGUGGAACGGUAUGAUCCAAAACAUGAUUCAUGGUCAACUAUGGCGCCUCUGAGUGUUCCUCGAGAUGCUGUUGCUGUGUGUACUCUAGGAGACAAACUCUUUGUGGUUGGAGGAUAUGAUGGACAUUCUUAUUUGAAUACCGUUGAGUCAUACGAUGCACAGAAAGAUGAAUGGAAACAGGAAGUUCCUGUUAACAUUGGAAGAGCUGGUGCAUGUGUUGUGGUGGUGAAGCUACCAUAAAGCGAUCUCAUCAAAUGGAGGAAAACUGGAGAAUUUUAAGAAAUGAAGUAGAAACAAGAGAGGAAGAAGAAACAUAUUCUUUCUUUCAAUUAGUAAUCAAACAUGAAAAUUCUUGCAUCGUUUUAAUAUGUAGUUAUGAUUGCUCUCACUUGC